Molecule: messenger RNA, 2721 nt
Organism: Adineta ricciae
Lineage: Eukaryota; Metazoa; Rotifera; Eurotatoria; Adinetida; Adinetidae
Source: the annotation of a GenBank genome assembly
AUGGUUGUAUCAGAUAGAACAACAGAUCUUCCUUUGAAGAUACUUAUUCUUCCAGACUUCCAUCAAAACUUUAAGCUUUUCAAACGUAAUACAAAAGCGUUAUUUAAAGCCUUGACAGAUAUAGCGACCUUUCAUAUCGCUAAUAGGAAACAACUUUAUCAUAGCACAAUUGAUGGAGAAGUUCAACCUUUAUCAACUUUGAGUGACAAAACUCAGCAGCAGCAUCUAUACACUUCAGUGUACUAUCUCGAUCGAUUAUUCAAAUCAGAAGGGCCUUUCGAUGGCAUACUUGGUCUGGGGGAAGGCGCAUCAUUAGCUGGCAUUCUAUGCGGACUAAAACCAUUAGGAAAUAUUUCGUUUUAUUUUGCUAUUCUUGUCUCUGGAUUGGAGUCACAAAUGCAACACUACCAAGAUUUAAUGAAAUCAAAGUCUAUACAAAAUGUUUGUUCUUUGCACAUCUAUGGAACUAAAGAUGGUUCGAUUAAUAAUGAUCGAACUUUGCGACUGGCAGCAGCUUUUGUAGAUGCAAAGGUGAUCACGCAUCAAGGGAGUCGCUUCACACCAAAAACUUGGCCGUACGCAAUGAUUCGAGAAUUUUUACUAGAGCAACAAGAAAAUCUUUCAGAAAGAGACAAUACCUAUCAAAGCCACACGUCAAAAUCCUUUGAUGGGAAAAUCGAAGCCACUAUCUUAUAUCAUCAGAGACGAACUUGUACACUGUCGUCUCGAAGAAAAGAAGAACAAGCGUUUGCCACUCCGAUUGGUCUCUUACAUCCAGUGUCGAAAGAAAGUAUUCAGCAUUUAAUUGAAGAUAUCGAGAGUAAUCACUUUGAUGAUGGAAUGUUACUUGUUUGGUGUGAACGAAUGAAAUUUCAUCAGAGUGAAUCGGUUGACAAUACUAAUAUGAUGACACCUUUCUUUCAUCAUUGGAUACAAUUGUAUUUGAAAAAACCAGAUGAAGUUCUCUCCAAGCAUCUUAGUACAAUUCCAAGAUACGGUGAUUGGGGUGAUAUGAAAACACUUUAUGCAUACGCUGAACGGCUGAAAGAUACACAUCCAACGGGAACAACAUUACUAGAAAAUCUAAAACAAGCAUGUGUUCAAAUGAUUGGAAAUCAGCUGUAUCAUGAUUAUGAAAUUGCAUUAAAACAAACGAAUGACAACAUUAAAAAUGAGAUUUUGAUCAGUCAGUGUAUUUAUGAAGCACCAUUCAUUUCAAAUAAUCCAAACGAACUCACAACAAUUAUGGCAAAAGAAGUUGCGAAGUAUAUACAAAUCUUAUCUAAUGAAAACCGUCAAGCAGAUCAAAUGUAUCGGAACCUUAUUGAAACCAUUCGUCGGCAAUUGAAGAGAAGAUCGUUGAUUUUUAUCGAAGAGCAAGUUGCAUGGAAAGAUCGACCAUUGUUCUGUACUCGACAACAACGAGAAGAAGUGUUAUCUGCUUCUCCCGCCUCCAAUGUUAUACAUCCUCAGCCACAACCAAUUGUUCCGUGUCCUUUGGAAGAACUUCAACCACUUAUAGAAUAUUUAAGAGCAAAUAAACCUGGCCCAUCGGAUGAUAAAAAUCCGAUUGUUUUUCCACGUGGAACGAUGAUGACAGGCGGACGAUUGGAUUUAUGUAAACAAGCCGUAGGUCCUCAGGGAGUUCAACCAGUACUCGACGCUAUGAAACACAGCUCGACAGUUAACCGUCUGCUACUCGGGAACAAUAUCGUAGGACGACCUGGAGCAGAAGCAAUUUCUGAUUACAUUCGUUUCAAUCCUGAUUCGACCAUUGACACGUGGUAUAUUGCUUGUAACAGAUUUGACAGUGACAGCAUUGGAUUGCUAUGCGAUGCCUUAGCCACGGAUACCAAAGUCAAAGCACUUUGGCUCAAGCGUAACCCAAUCUUAGCUUCUGGUGCAGUUCAUAUCGCUCGAAUGCUAUCCAGCAAUACUUGCAUUCAAACAUUAGAUCUACUGAACACUGGUUUAUUGGAUAAAGGAUGUGAAAUUCUAUUCGGUGGUCUUAAAAUGAACCGUACGUUAAAGCAUUUAUACAUCGAUUCGAACGGUCUCACUGUGAAGUGUGCAGAAGUGAUUCGUCGUCAUUUCGAAGAAAACGAUAGUUGUCUAGAAACAUUGUACCUGUCGUGCAAUGCGUUGACUGAUGCAGGCACGUGUCAAAUAGCAGCAGGACUCAAACAUGAUAAAUGUCUACAACGAUUGAGUCUAGCAUCAAAUUCCGUUGGUCCUGAUGGUGCCCGAUCUUUGACUGACGCACUGAUACAUCAUCCAAGCUUGCAACAAUUGGGCCUAGGUUUUUUAAAGUCUACAACUAUCUUCGGUGGCUUAGAUAACAUUCUGGGAAAUGAAGGAGCAGCGGAAAUCAGUCGAUUGAUACAAUUCAAUCAGCAUAUACGUUCUAUCGAUUUGGCUCGUAAUGCAAUUUCAGAACAAGGAUUAAUACAACUAAGAGACGCCCUGAAAAUUAAUCACACUUUAACAUCGUUGGAGGGCUUACCAUCGAAGCGUAUACGUAACAAAGCUAUAAAAAAAGAGAUUAAGUCAUUGUUGACAGCAAACAUGAUCGCAUGGGGUAAACAGGUGCUAAAUACUAUAACUGGAAGUAUUUCGCCGCCAACGAUUGAUGAUUGUUUGAAGAAAGGCCUAGAACUUCAAAAUGCGAUUCAUUAUCCUGAACAUAUCAGGGAAAUCAACAGUUACUAUAGAAUACAUUGA